Pangasianodon hypophthalmus (striped catfish) is the source of this 13585-nucleotide messenger RNA. It is a transcript of the gene igsf9bb, whose product is annotated as immunoglobulin superfamily, member 9Bb. Bases 329 to 4642 code for a protein of 1437 amino acids. Gene Ontology annotation, molecular function: protein binding. Gene Ontology annotation, biological process: cell-cell adhesion. The record is from RefSeq and is a predicted model, not a curated record. NCBI's taxonomy places the organism in Eukaryota, Metazoa, Chordata, Actinopteri, Siluriformes, Pangasiidae. The transcript is spliced from 20 exons.
CCGGCGUCGCUAUCGACGUCGGGCCGCGUCGCGCUGGUGCAGGUGCAGAGGCUCUUCGAGAGAGAGAGAGAGAGAGAGAGAGUGAGAGAGAGAGAGCGAGAGCGAGCGCGAGAGAGAGAGCGAGAGUGAUAAGGAUGCGAAAAGGAGAGAAGGGGAAGAAGAAGGGCGAGAAUGAAGGGAAGCGCCGGAGGAAAGGGUGCAGGGCAUGAGUGAAAGGAUUUCAGCAGCUGCCAGUGCGUCUAGCAUCCCGGGGGCUCGUCUAUGAAUGAUUUCUAGAAAGGGGCACUUUGAGAUAUGAUGAGCUCUCUUACUGGCUGGCAAUAGUACUAUGAUUUGGUAUGUGGCCACUUUGAUAGCAAGUGUGUUCAGCGCCCGAGGAACGGCCGCUCAAGGUGCCCACGGAGUCAGAGAGGAGCCCCAGUUUGUGACUGCCCGUGCUGGGGACACCGUGAUUCUGGGAUGUGACGUAUCCCACCCGCUCAACGGGCAGCCCUACGUGGUGGAGUGGUUCAAGUUCGGAGUGCCCAUCCCCUUCUUCAUCAACUUCCGAUUCUACCCUCCCCAUGUGGACCCGGAGUACGCCGGAAGAGCUAGCCUGCAUGGGAAGUCAUCUCUGCGGAUUGAGAGGGUACGUUCGGAUGAUCAGGGCUGGUACGAGUGCAAGGUGUUGAUGUUGGAGCAGCAGUACGACACCUUCCACAACGGCAGCUGGGUGCAUCUUACAGUGAAUGCUCCUCCAACCUUCAUAGACACACCGCCACAGUACGUGGAGGCUAAAGAGGGGGGCAGCAUCACUCUCAGCUGCACGGCGUUCGGCAACCCCAAACCCUCGGUCAGCUGGAUACGGGAGGGUGAGGAAUUACAGGACAGCGCCAAGUACAAGGUGAGCGAUGGCAGUCUGACGGUGUUGUCCAUCACCCGGCAGGACAGAGGAGCAUACACGUGCAGAGCCUACAGUGUGCAGGGAGAGGCCAUCCACACCACACGCCUACUCGUCCAAGGACCUCCAUUUAUCAUCUCCCCUCCAGAGAACAUAACCGUGAACAUAUCCCAGGAUGCAUUCUUCACCUGUCAGGCCGAGGCAUAUCCUGGCAACAUGACGUACACCUGGUUCUGGGAGGAAGAUAAUGUCUUCUUCAAGAAUGAUCUGAAGCGCAGAGUGAGUAUUCUGAUCGAUGGCUCCCUCAUCAUUGCCCAGGUGAAGCCAGAGGAUGCUGGGAAGUACACUUGCAGCCCCAGUAAUAGCCUUGGUCGGCCCCCCACUGCAUCAGCAUACCUGUCAGUGCAAUACCCUGCCCGUGUGGUGAACAUGCCACCCGUCAUUUAUGUGGCCAUCGGACUGCCGGGGUACAUCCGCUGCCCGGUGGAUGCCAACCCACCUGUCACUUCAGUGAAGUGGAAAAAAGACGGUCUGCCUCUCCGGAUAGAGAAGUACCCUGGAUGGAGCCAAAUGGAGGAUGGGAGCAUACGAGUGGCCGAGGUGACAGAGGACUCUCUUGGCACCUACGCCUGCGUGCCUUACAACGCCCUGGGUACCAUGGGACAGUCCCCUUCCGCCCCCCUGGUGCUAAAGGAUCCCCCUAAGUUUCUGGUGGUUCCAGGAGGAGAGUACAGACAGGAAGCAGGAAGAGAGCUAGUCAUCCCCUGUGAGGCAGAAGGAGACCCAUUCCCCAACAUAACAUGGAGGAAGGUAGGGAAGCCCAGCAGGGGCAAGCACAACGUCCUACCAAGAGGCAGCUUACAGUUCAAAUCUCUCAGCAAGGAGGACCAUGGGGAGUGGGAGUGUGUCGCUUCCAAUGUUGCCACGAGCAUCACUGCCAGCACGCGCCUCCUCGUAAUCGGCACAAGCCCUCACGCCCCCAAAAACAUCCACGUUUCAGUCUCGACGACCUCGGCCAACGUCUCCUGGGAGCCAAGCUACGAUGGCGGCUUCGAGCAGACAUUCUCAGUCUGGUACGGCCAUGUGGUGAAGAGGGAGCAGCUAGGCUCGCAUGACUGGCUCUCCAUGCCCGCGCCAAGUGGGCAGCACUGGCUGCUGGUGCAGGGCCUGGAGUCUGAGACGGCCUACCAGUUCAGCGUCCUGGCGCAAAACAAGCUGGGCACGGGCCCCUUCAGCGAGGUCGUCACUGUGAACACUCUAGUAUUUCCUAUAAGUACCCCCGAACCUCUGGUGCUGCUUACCCCACCACGGUGCCUCACAGCCAACCGGACACAACAGGGAAUCCUGCUAACAUGGAUCCCUCCAGCCAAUCACACGUCGCCGAUCGAUCGUUACAUCAUGGAGUUCCGCCUCGGCGAGAGGUGGGACGUCCUGGAUGAUGCAAUCCCUGCAGGAGAGACGGAGCUGUUGGCCAGAGAUCUGAUGCAGGAGGUAUGGUAUGAGUUCAGAGUUAUGGCGGUCAUGGAAGACCUCAUCAGUGAACCCAGUAAUGUAGUUGGGGUCUCCAGUACAGACUUCUUCCCACCGCCAGACAUGGCAGACGAGGGGCUGGCGCGGCCGGUGGUGGCGGGCAUCGUGGCCACCAUCUGCUUCCUGGCGGCAGCCGUCCUCUUCAGCACACUGGCAGCCUGCUUCGUCAACAAGCAGCGGCGACGCAAGCUCAAGAGGCGACGAGAUCCUCCGCUUUCAAUAACACACUGCAGAAAAAGCGUGGAGACUCCGCCGUCUUCUGGAAAGAUGAGUCCAGAGAGUGUCCGAUCCAUGGGAGCUCCAUCUGAGUCAUCUGAGGAUGAAUCACGAGCUAAGAAAAGUCCUGCCAAGGAGAAGGAGCUUUCCUUAUACAAGAAGACCAAAAGAGCAAUAAUUAGCAAGAAAUAUAGUGUCUCAAAACAUGAAGCUGAGGCUACUACACCUAUUGAGUUAAUCAGUCGUGGGCCAGAUGGUCGUUUUGUCAUGGAGCCCACUGACACGGGCACACCUGUCAAGCCUAGGCGUAUUGAGGGCUUCCCCUUUGUGGAAGAGUCAGAUCUUUACCCAGAAUUUCGACAGUCUGAUGAAGAGAAUGAUGAUCCAGGCCCCAUGCCUCCUAUGAUGGCCACUCUCAGACCCCAUCAGAUCUCUCCCAUUUCUUCCAGCCAGGAGUCUUACUUGCAGCCCCCAGCCUAUAGCCCCCGCUUCCAGAGGCCAAUUGAAGGGUUGACCAUCAUGGAGAGCAGUCGACUUCAGGCCAUGGGGCAGAUCCGUGGUGCUCCUCAUUUUCGAGCCUUUUCCCAUGGCCAGUUCUACUUGGGCAGCUAUUUGGGCAGUCCUGGAGAACCUGAGCCUCCACCUCCUUUCUACAUGCCAGACACCAGCCCACUUAGCUCAGUAAUGUCUUCACCCCCUUACCACCUAGAGGGGCCUUUUGGUCAUCCAACCAUACCAGAGGAAAUCACUGAAGGAGAGAUUCAGCACUAUGCAGUCUCAGGCUGCUCCCUUCCCUUGACACACACAUCAUCCCGUUCCCCGGAUAUCUGGCAACGGCCUGAUUUCUCUUUUGCCACAUUUGAGGGUCCUCACUUCAUAUUCCCACCCCCACACCCUUUGCAAUUUCACCGGGAACCUUCUCUUCCACCACCCCUCAUUCUCCCUCCUAGUGCUCUCCCACCUGCUUCCAUUCACAUACCCUCCUAUCCUGGUAUUCUUCAGCUGGAGGCCCCAAAGAGUCGGCUAGGCAAAUCUCCCAGCAAAGUGAAGCCUCAGGGCCUUCCAGCCAAGCAUUUACCUAUGCAAGAGGCACAGAGUCUAGGGCAGCUAAGACACACAAGCCACGGUAUGGGUGUGCCGGUAUUGCCUUACCCUGACCCAGCGUCUCACAUUGUUGGUCCUAGCUCAUUUGGAAGCCUGGAUACCCGUUGGUAUGAGUUAACUCCCAGGCUCAGUCCCAGACAGCCCCGUAGGAUGGAACCCAGCAUGGUGGUACUCCAGCCUUCCCGUCUCUCACCUCUUACUCAAAGCCCCAUUAGCUCUCAUGAGGGUUCUCCAGAGAUUGUAGUGCGCCCCAGGCCCCGUCCUAGCAUUGUCCAGCCUUCCAUUCCCCCGGAGAUGUCUGAAAUAACCCUGCAGCCACCCUCUUCUGUUAGCUUUUCAAAAAGAUCCUCACCUUCUUCUUCCCCUGCUCAAGGCCAGGGAAGCCGAAGGGCAAGUCCUAUUUACCGCUCCCACAUGGCCUUUGGCACCUCAGCAACAAGCUAUCCAUCUCAAACUCCGUCACCCCCCAUGGAAAGCAGCAGCAUUUUUGGACAGAUUCCAACCCAGAGGAGGAGUGAGGAGGAGAUUCUGCCAUCAGAACCCUCUCCGCCCCAGCUAUCAGCUUCAGGAAAAUGUCGAGGUACACCGAGUGGUCCUGCAGGGUCUGAGAGGAUAGAAGCACUGAGAUACCAACGUGUCAAAAAAGCCAAGAAGGUUGCAGUUAACAAUAACAACUCCAAGGCCAGAAAGAAAAUGGGUGUGUCGACCUCUCAGACCCAGCAGCCCCACACCUCUCAGGUCCUCCCACCAGAAGAAGCUCUCUACCUCCGAAAGAAGAAGAGGAAGUUAACCAGACAGGACCCGUACGCCCGCUUCUCCGCCCUGCUGUACCGCCGUCCGCCGCAAGACGACCAGAAAGCCAUUCUGGCCAGUAUGGACACAGUGGACCCAGACCACGCCACUUUCCUGUGAGGGCCCAGAGAGCAGGCCACACUCUUCCCAAAGCCCACUGGUUCUGCACUGAGUUUCCCAUCACCCCAGCUGUGCCCCAUAUCUACACCUCAUCUUCCCAUCCAUGCUUUUUUUUUCCUUUUUUUUUUUUUGAAAUCUCUCUUUUCACAAGAUAAUGCUGGUUGGUAGUGUUCCAAGGUUUUGCUCCAGUGCAAGAUUACCUCAAACAGAGAACUAGUGUCAAUGGGAUGUUUAUUUCUCUUCCAAAAGAGGCGUGUAAGCGUUUAGGCUCAUGCAUGUGGUUUACAGCUCUCAUUACUCCUCACAUUCCUGCACCUGUUUCAUUCUGCCAGUAGUUUUACUCUGUCUCAGCAGAACACAGGGUUCUCAUGCGUAGGCCAGAUAUACCUCAGAGUCACCCGAGACUCAUCAGUGCAGCACUGCUGAACAGACAACAUUCUGUAACUUCCGAACAGUGAAACAUUUUAGUGAUGUUUUUUUUUUUAAAAUAUUGUUUCUUGUUAGGCAUCAUUUAUGUUAAACAUUUUCAAAAGAAAAAAAAUAUUUCAGGUCUUUUAAGGCAGAAUGACUGUUAUGCUCAUAAUGGUAUUAUGUAUUAAUAUACUUAUACCACGGCACUGUUGAAUUCUCCAAUCUGAUUGGUAGGUGUUGAUUAAUUUUCUAUAACAGCAGCUCUGACAGUAGUUCUGGCUUAAUUAAUGGAUUUAAAAAAUGCAUGUAGUUGUUGUUAUGGUGAAGUGUUCUGUAAGGAGAUGUUUAUGUAUCAUUUUGGAUAAAGGUUCCAGUGUCAGUGCUUUAUAAUCACCGGUGGUAAAACUGGAAGUUUCUUGGUAACAUGGCAAGCUGCAUUUCUUUGUCAUAUUAAAUUCAAGAGAGGAAAAAGAGAGGCUGGUGAUUGAACAGCUGUUUCUACCUGUUAUAAUCUAAGUGAUAACAGGAACUAACUUGUUUAGGACGUUCCACAACAUGAAGUGUAACUAUAAACAGAUAAAUGCAUAAUGUGUUCGCUGUGGUAUAAGAGGAAUAGAACACUUUGGGAUGUGCUGUUAUUGGAAAAUAAUCAACUUUAGGGUGGUAAUAGUAACUCCGCUUUGCUUCGGGCCACAUCACACCACCCGAUUGUUGAUUAUUUUCAUGUAACAGCAUGCUCCAUCAGGUUUUAUUCCUUACAUAAUAUGCAUUGUGUGUGUGCAGUGUAGUCUUUUUUCAUUCAUCUGCUCCUCCAUGGAUUUGGAACGAUCAAUAUUUCCAGUAUUUUUGGGGGACAAUUUCAUUUUUUCCAACCACUGUUCAUGAUUUUUGUUUAGCUGAAGAAAUGUGAAGACAUCAAUACUGUAAAAUAUUCAGAAUUCAUACUGAGAAGGGAACAAAACGUUAUCCAGAGAUGCGCACAGGUUACUUUCCACUAUAAUCAAAAGCUGCUAUGGCCAUGUGUGUACAUUUUUCUGGGUUGGUGUUUUCUGUAAAUAAGUCUUUUGCAUUGGAGCAAAAUCUUGGUAAUCACUGUGAUGUACUGUCUUAAGUUGAUGCUAACUUUAUCGUGAUUUUGUGAGCUCCUAUUAAAAAAAAACAUAGCAAGUUCCAUAGUAAAAAUACUACAGUCUCCUUAAUCAAUAAAAAUUGUUAAGUAUAAUGUACUGUGAGAAGGGUAGGAUUUUGUGCCAUAAUUAUACUGUAGUAUUUUUUCAGCUGCCCCCCCUUUGAUCCAAAAAGGCAUAUUUAGGCCUAAGUAGGGCUCUUGAAUGCUUGCCUCCAUUUAGUCGUCUCUUUCUCUUUUGUCUUUCUUGUUUUUUUUUUGUUGUUUUUUUUCAAAUGGAAACCUACUGCCUUUGUGGGCCAUUUUUGUAGCCUUUUAUUUUGAGGUUUAACCUGGCUGCAAGUAGAAGCAGCACCCCAGCUCCUGUUUCUAUCCUCUGGAAAGACAUUAUGGGAAAUGCCUAUGAGAAGACCAGGCUUUCCCAUGCGGCCAAAGUUUUUUAUUGUAUAUCUAUCAUCCAAGGGUGCUUCUUUUCUACUGGUUAAUAUGUAUUCUCACUGUCAGGACAAACAUAUCUGGGCUCAUGUAUGUUCACUUUGGUGGCCAGUCAUUGAAGGGGGAUGUUGCUGGUGGUGGUCAGCGAUGGUGCUCUACCUGUUUCAAAUUACUUUGUCCCUGCUAAAAAGCUCACAAGGGCGUAGGUUGGCUAAAUAGCAUCAGCUAUCGUAAUGGGGACUCCAAAUUUAAGCUAGGUUGAUGUUUAACCUUAGGUUUUUGCAAAUUGAUUGUGUUGGUUCACGAUCAAGCCCCUCCCAAAGGCUAAUCAGUACAAUACAGGCGUAUUCAACAGCCUAUUUUGGGUGCUAUCAAACUUUGGGAGUCUUCGGACUGUAAUCACUUGAAAUUGCUUAAUUUCUCUAAGUUGAUCUUCCAGCAGAUGUGGCUGCUGCUUGUCAUUUUAACACCGCAGUAUUUGACGUUUUAGGAUUUCAACAUCAUCCAAGCGUUGGAUCAAACUUUCAAUGUUUGCUGUGGCAUUUUGACGGUCAAUACCUACUGUCCAUCAAAAUGCUUUUUUUUUUUUUAGAGUUAAAAAAAAUUCCUCGUUCAUACUUGACUUACAUCUGGGUGCUGAAUGUGAUCACCAAUUUGCAUUUAUAAUUUUAGCUACAUUGACAACAGGCUGGGGUGUACCUCAGGCAAGUAAGGGCACUUCCUGUUGGCAUGGUUAAGAGGAUUUAGUUUUAUUUUGUCAUGACUGCACUUUCUUAAAAAAGAAAAAAAAAAAACAGGAAUACCUUUGAUGUAUUCUAUGCUUAUGUGAGACCAGCGCAUUACAAGUAUACCUGUGUAAGCAUUUUUGAUGAUUUUAUUUCGCCUUGGUUAGGGGACUGAUUGUCAACUAGUCAUGCAUCAUUUGGAGCUUUUAGAUAUACUGCACUGAGCUUGAUGCUUUUCAUUUGGCACAAAGCUUUGCGAUUGGUUCAGAUCACACCACUUCUUAUGUUCUGCGAAUGUUUUUUCGGUCUUUGCAAAGAAUAUCUUUGCAUUUUAAUCUCUGUAACUGUUGUUCCAUUUGUAAUUUAAGUAAAUGUCUGAUUAGGUGACAAUUACCCAUGAAACACGUGGCAACACCUUUAGAUAGAUCUUCACAAUAGGUAGUUCAUUUCGAAGAUGUGCUCCUGAAGUAUUUACAAGACAUUUAACUGGGCAAUUUUUUUGGUCAACUAUGGUGCUUUGUAAAAGAUAUAGAACUAUUUAAUUAACUAAAUAUUGUUCUUUUAUGUUUCUUUCUUUUUCAAAAGAGUGAUAUAAAAAAAGGAUUAUCCAAGAUGCUAGGAAUGUACUGUAAUAUGUCAAAAUACUGUAUAUAAUAGCAUAUAUUGCACAAUGUAUGAUAAAAUUUUAGUAAUUUUGAAUAAAUUGGACAAUAUAUGCACGCGACUAAAUAUAUUCAUAAAACAUAUUCCCAUAUUUUGAAUUCAUUUUCUAACUAUGUGUUUGUAUAUUACUUUUUCAUGAGGUUUUCGUCACUUUAAAGCAUCCUUAAGCAUUAAACAGACACAAGAAGAUACAUUUCCAUUGACCCUGCAUUUGAAGAAUUUGUCAGCAUUUUUUGUUGGCAGUCAUCUGGAUCAUUGUAAGCCGAAAGUGGAAAGACAGGAUAUUUUUUUUUCCCUUUACCUAAUCUGUGAAACUAUUGCCCAAACAUAAACUGAACAGUAUCUUCUGUAGCACCAUCAAGUUGGAUUUCCCUUUUUGUUGUGUAAUUAGGCUUUGGCAGGGCAACGCAGAUACUUUGUAGGUUCUUGAGAGAUCCAAUAAAUGCUGAAUAAACAUUGGCUCAUAAACAGUGCAAAAGAAGAUUUGUAAUUAAAAAAAGCAAAAAGGCUUUUAAGAGCAUGAUCAAGUGAACACUUGAGCUCAUUCAGUAGCAUUGUAGCUGUCAAGGAGUGACAAUGACACUGACAAGCUUGACCUUAUAUAACUCAUAGACUUUUUUAUUGCAUUGCAUUUAUUUUAUAUGGAAUUUAUAUCUGUCCACGGAACAAGCAUUCUAUUACUUUAUCAUGACGAUUUAUUUCAAGAUAAACAUUUUCCAUUCCAAUCCAUCAUUUGAGUUUGCAUAAUUUUGAAUAAAACAACCAUCUUAGUAAAGCUUGAGUCUUUGUUUUGAUUGAACACAAAUCAUUUUCACUUUAUUCUUCUCUUUCUUUUUUUUUUUUCUUCUUUUUUUUUUUUUUUUUUUUUUUGCAUCCAUGUGUGAUGUCAUGUUUAUAGCUCUAAAAUAUUUUUCAUGGAAGAUUUGCUUGUUUCCUCUCGGAGAAUAUUUCCCAAUUUCCAUUCUGUUUUGUCACCUUUACUGGAUGUAUAUUAAUUUGUCUCAUUUAGGUCUACAUUUGGAAAUCCUUGUUCCAAGGAUCACUGAGCUAAUAUCCCCUCUGUAAGGCUUCACGAAUGAAUUCUACAAGAAUAUAUGCAUAUGGUAAAUGUACAUUUCUCUACCGAGCUUAAAUGUUUAGUGGUGAUUUUUAUUUAUUAUAGUCCUUAUUUUUAUUGACUGAUGCUUAGCUCACUGGACAAGGUCUUGGCACUUUCUCUGUUAUCUUGUAACAGAUAAAAAUGUACAUAAAUGAUUAGAGACAUGUUUAGCAUGAUUUUUCGGUUUUGUUGAAUGCUAUUAUCCAGAGCAGAUAUGUUUCAGAAUGAGUGCACAUGAGAGAUGAUUUUCCUGAAUGAAGUAGAUUAUUUGUUAAUUACUAUUUUUUCAUAUCACCUAUAAGCGAUGAAGAAAUGGUGGGAUGUCGUGAUGAAAGGGGAAAAACAUGCCAACAUUAUCUGUUAUCAGUCAUUAGAUAAUUUAACAUAACACUAGACCAAAAACAUUGACUUAAUUUAAAAUAAAUAUAUAAUACAUAACAGAUUAGCAAGAUUUUGUUUAAAAAUUUAACAUUUUAAAAGAUUUCAAUUAAAAUUUUGGCCUAAAAAAAUGUGGUUGGAAAUCGCCAUAUUCUCAUAAGCGACAGUAUUUUGAUCUAGAAUUGGAUGUUAUAAUGUGAUCUACAAUCAAAGGCAUAAGCUGAACCAAAUGAUUUACUCUGAACAAUUCUACUGUUUGGCUUAAUCAUUUUUAUUUAGUUAAAUGAGUACACUCUUAAAAAUAAAGGUAUUUUAACUACUUUUAAUUGUCGCUGGAGUGGUAACAUCAAGGGAAUAUCUUUGUACCUUUAAAUAUGCAUCUUUUACCUGGGAAGGUGAAUAUAGUGUACUUUUAAAAAUGACUUAAAGUACAUAAUUGGACUUUAAGCUUUACUAAAAAAAAGCUAAUUAAAGGUAUACAACAUGUAGGGAAAAGAUACAUACCAAAGGUAGAAAAGAUGAUCCCUUGAUGAUAUCACUCUAGCGACAAGAAAAAAAGAAAAAUAUGGUACCUUUAUUUCUGAAAGGGUAAAUAUAAAUUUUUUUAACAUCCUGAAAGGUUUCAAUACCCCCUGAUGUGCUUAAAAUGUAAAAGACUUAUAUUACAUCCGAUCAAGAACAGAACUGUUCAAUACUUGGCAAGUUUUUGUAAACACAAAUUUGCAGAAUGCAUGCUUAAACAUUGACCUCCUAAAGAACAUCAGGGAUUUAAACAAUGAUCAUGCUGCUUACUUUAGGCGGAGAAGGGGUGAGGGUCUGGUAUCAGCACAAUAUGGCGCAUGGGGGAAUAUGAGAUGUCAGUCUUCAUUUGGCACUCCGUGUGCUUGCAGGAAAUACAUGGAAAUGAUCAGGAAUGUCGGCUGACCGCAGAUACACACAAAACAAUAGAACUUUUCACGAGUUGUAAAUAAAGACUACAUAUCUUGCAAUAUAUUUUUGUACAUGACAAAUUGCUGCACACUGUGGAUAUUGUUAGAUGAAUGAUAAAGGAGUAAUUUUAUGGUCUGUAUAUUGAACAAUGUGAAUAAUAAUCUUACAAAUUAGAUUUAAGAGUUAUGAGAGCAAAAUGAUUAAAGUAUAUUCAAAAUAUAAGAAUUUACAAACCAAAGGGGAUAACGUUGUCUACUUGUGGGGUAGGGGGUUUGUUUGCUUGUAGUACAUAGCAUUUUAUUCAUUUCAUCUUUGUAUACAGCUCUGCAUCUAGGAAUAUAACACAUCGAGAGGGAAAACGAUUAGAAUAGUGCACAAAUACUGAUACAAUAUCGAAAAUAACAUUGUGCUUCAAUAGAAAACUCCAGAGUUGUGAUUAUUUUACAUUUCUCCAGUAGGCCUUAUUUGACAAAAUAUUAUACUUAUUUUCAUACCAUCAAUGCCCUUUACAUUAAAAGGUUUAACUGUGAAAAAGGCUUCUGCUCUGCUGUUUGCUUUGUGAUAUGAUAUCACACUUGAGCCUUUUUUUUCCUUUUUUCCCUUAUUUCAAUUUUUUGUAUUUAUCACAAACACAGCCGCAAUGCAUUGCUGUCCUAUAAUGCUGUUGAAGUCGAUGACGUGUCUGCAUAGGCUUACUGCCUCAUUGACUUUAAUGGUAUUUGACUGGCGGGAGGGGACACAUACAAUAUGUAUAGCAGCACAGUGUAAGAUAUGUGUAAUCUGUAUUCUUCUAGUAAGCAGACUGUACAAGUAGAGAUAUUUUGGCAGUGUACUGUAUGUAUAAAGGACAGAUAUUUAUAGCUACAAAUUAAAAGAAAACUGGAUGAUCUAACUUUUGUAAAAGGUAAAAGAAAGUGUGAUCCAACUUUGAUGUCCUGUUUAUGAAAAAAUGUAUGUUUUUUCUGUCGUGACGGUAGCGAAAGUGUGGUUAUUAGCGAUACGACAGAUGUUACAAACUGCUUUUGUAGUAUAUCUGUAGAUACUCUUACAGUCAAAGUAACAUUUUAUAGAAACAUCAGUGUGGUGCGUAUUCACUCGCCAUCCCAUUGACCACAUUAUGACUUGGUGCUAUUUAUGAUCCAUUUUGUGGUCUAGACAGGAAAUUACUUUGCCGCAAUUGUCACAUUUCACACAUAUUCAGACUAAUGUGAAGACCUAGCUGACAGUAUUUGUUAAUAUUUGAUGCAACAAAAAAAGUUUCUCACUGUUAAUUGUAUUAACGCAGUGUUAGCAAAGACAUGUACCAAGUAAAGAAAUAAGAUGUGAUGCUUACAAAAUGCUGUAAACAAACACUUGUUAGAAACAAAUGGCCUGAAUUAAAUUAAGAAAAAAUAAAGAAGUUAUGAGAAUAUAUAGCAUGUACAUUGCAAAUUAUACACAAGAGAGGAAGGAAGGAUUUGCAACAAGGGGAAAUGAAGGAGGGAAGGAAGGAAACGAGGAAGGAAGGAUUUUCACAACUAGAAGGAAGGAAGGAAGGAAGGAUUUGUCACAAAGGAAGAAAGGAUUUGUAACAACAGGAAGCAAGGAAGGAAGAAUUUGUAACAGCUGGAAGGAAGUUCAGAAGGAAGGAGGGAAGCAAUGAAAAAAGGAAGAAUUUGUAACAACUAGAAGGAAGGAAUGAAGGAAGGAAUUGUAAUAACUGCCCAGAUUUUAGUCAUCAUUUAUUUAGUCAUUCUAUUCUCUGUCCAUACAGUUGCAGUCACAGUAACAUGAGCAUUGUAUCUGUAAUCAUCUUGUUUUUGCUCGUGCCACUGUCCACAGCACUUUUCAGCUCUUCAUGUCCACUCUCUCUAUACUUUGAUUUCCAACUCUUUGGGUUUUUACUGCUCAUAAAUUCAUUUUACUGAAACUGACAUUUCUGUAGACUAAAGACAAUGAUGAAUGUUAAAAUUCAUCUUCAGGUCUAAUUGCCACACAUGAAAACUUUGGCAUGUUAUUCACAUGAAAAAUAUAAUUUCAAAAGAUAAUUAAAAUUAUAUUUUAAACCUUUCAACCAAAGGUACACAUAUACCUACUUAUGAUAGACCUUGUCUCAAACAUCAUAACAGUACAUGCUGUCUUGUCAGUGCUUAGUUAUUUUGAAGUAAUGACUUUAUUUACUUAUUAUUUUAACUAGUUAACUGUAAACUUAAUGAUUAAAUAUUUUUGUCUGAAUACAUUAUAAUACAGAAGUAGGUGAUAAAUAUAAUGGUUUAAAAAAUGGUGGCGAGCCAGAUAGAAUGUAAAAGUCUUCGUAACAUUUUACUAUUUUUGAGUUGCAUAUUGUCAGUUAUAUCAUCCAUUCAUUCUGUACUGACACAACCACUUGUCGAGGCAAAGGGCCAUUCCUUUAGCCAUCAUGUCUUUACAGUGUCUAUAGGGCUUGUGUUGUUUAGUACAGACUCAAGUGUUAAAGAAGGCAAAGGUAUCUUCUUAAAACUAGCUUGUGUAUUCACCAUUCAUCUAUGUGAUUGCAGUAGUAGCCUGGGCUCAUUCAGGUCUGUAGGAAUGUGAUUUAAUUGAUUCAGAAUUUGGUGAUUCAGGAUUCAGUGAUUCAGGACUGUAGGGAAGUUGAUUCAGAAUUCAGCGAUUCAGGACUGUAGGGAUGUGAUUCAGAAUUCAGUGAUUCAGGACUGUAGGGAAGUGAUUCAGAAUUCAGUGAUUCAGAACUGUAGGGAAGUGAUUCAGAAUUCAGCGAUUCAGGACUGUAGGGAAAGAGAUUUGGGAUCCAGUACUGGGAAUGUCUCUCGGUUCAGGCGUAUUGACCUAUGAUUUAAUACCAUGCAUGCCAUUUGGAAAACAGAGCUCUUACUUCUGAAAUACUGAGUUGGCCUUUAUUUCACAUGCUCCUUGCUGGGUAAAGCUCAUUGGGUUGCCAUGUUCAGAUGCUACAGUGUUAUGUAACCUUUACUCUGCUUCAGAAAUGUUUUGUAUUUUGAUAUAAUAAAAGAAUGAAAACUAAUGCUUACAUGUUUGCGUUUCUCUUGCCUUAAACACAGAAAUCACAGACCCCUCUGCAAAUUAUUGCACAAAAAUAAGUUACUUCCUGUAGAGAAAAUAAUUUAAUAAUAAUAAUUUCAUUUCAAACAAGAAGAACAGAUGAUACACACAGACAAACUUUUGCACCAACUUAAACU